Messenger RNA from Odocoileus virginianus texanus, 3407 nucleotides. RefSeq names its product RAS protein activator like 3 (gene RASAL3). The record is from RefSeq and is a predicted model, not a curated record. NCBI's taxonomy places the organism in Eukaryota, Metazoa, Chordata, Mammalia, Artiodactyla, Cervidae. Gene Ontology annotation, biological process: regulation of GTPase activity.
UUGUUGUGCCCUCCCAGCCUGGCUGUGGGGUGGGGUGGGACAGACAGGGUCACGUGGAGUAGCGUUCAGCCGGAGGAAGCCGGGCAGGGUGCAGACGGCUGCUGAUCCUGAGGCUGGUCAGGAAAUCAAGGAGAAUCUCUGCCAUGGACCCACCUUCACCAAGCCGGGCCUCCCAAACCCAGCCUGCAGCCCCAUCCCCUCUAACCUCCUACCGCUGGCACUCAGGGGGUGGUGGGGAGAAGGGGGCUGGAGGGUUCCGCUGGGGCCGCCUUGCAGCAUGGGGGAGGGCACAGAGCCACCAGGAGACCACGGCCAGCAGCCAGCCAGCCGCUCGCUCGCUGUUUCGUCGCGUCCUCUCCGCACCCGCCAAGGAGUCACGCACGAGCCGCCUGAAAAUAUCCAAGAGCCUCUGGGGGAAAAACAAGAGCCCACCGCUGGAUUCAGAACUGGAGCCAGAAAACCCAGAGCCUGAGCCGGAGCUAGAGCCCCUGACCGCACAGAUCCCAGAGGCUCCCACCCCCGAUGUGCCCGUCUGGAACAUCGAAGCCUUCACACUACUUGAUGGGAAGCUGGUGCUGCUUGGGAAUGAAGAGGAGGGUCCUCGCCAGACCAGGAUGGGGAGCUCUAUUUCCGAGAGCAACAUCCAAGUGGCUUUGGAGAAACUCAAGGAUGCAGAUCGGAUCCCUGGAAAGACAGAGCCAGAGUCUGCUGGCCCCCACCAGGUCCACAAUGUUCGGGGGCUGCUGAAGCGGUUGAAAGAGAAGAAAAAGGCCAAGUCAGAGCUAGGAGCCAGUGCUUCCCGAGAUGGGCCCCCCAGUGCUCUGGGCUCCCGGGAAUCGCUGGCCACGAUUUCCGAGCUGGACCUCGGAGCCGAGCGGGACGUGCGGGUCUGGCCACUGCACCCCAGCCUGCUGGAGGAGCCGCACUGCUUCCAGGUAACAUGGGUGGGCGGGAGUCGCUGUUUCUCCUGUCGCUCCGCUGCCGAGAGAGACCGCUGGAUCGAGGACCUUCGUCGCCACUUCCAGCCUAGUCAGGACAACGUGGAGCGGGAAGAGACGUGGCUGAGCGUGUGGGUGCACGAAGUGAAGGGGCUGCCCCGGGCGGCGGCGGCGGCUCCAGGAGUGCGCGCAGAGCUGUGGCUGGACGGGGCGCUGCUGGCGCGCACGACUCCGCGGGCCGGCCCGGGCCAGCUCUUCUGGGCAGAACGCUUCCACUUUGAGGCACUGCCGCCAGCGCGUCGCCUGUCCCUGCGACUACGCGGAGCGGGCCCCGGGGACACGGUGCUGGGCCGAGUGGCGUUGGCGUUGGAAGAGCUGGGCGUCCCCCGGGCGCCCGCCGCGGGUCUGGAGCGCUGGUUCCCGCUGCUCGGGGCGCCAGCCGGCGCGGCGCUGCGGGCACGAAUCCGGGCACGGCGCUUGCGAGUGCUGCCGUCGGAGCGCUACAAAGAGCUGGCAGAGUUCCUCACGUUCCACUACGCGCGCCUCUGCGAGGCUCUCGAAUUCGCGCUGUCCGCUCAAGCCAAGGAAGAGCUGGCCGCUGCCAUGGUGCGCGUGCUGCGGGCCACCGGCCGGGCUCAGGCCCUGGUGACGGACCUGGGCACCGCAGAGCUGGCACGCAGUGGAGGCCGUGAGGCACUGCUGUUUCGGGAAAACACAUUGGCCACCAAGGCCAUCGAUGAGUACAUGAAGCUGGUGGCACAGGAUUACCUCCAAGAGACGCUGGGACAGGUCGUGCGGCGUCUCUGUGCCUCCACCGAGGACUGUGAGGUAGACCCCAGUAAAUGCCCGGCCUCAGAUCUGCCCCAGCACCAGAGCAGACUGCGAAACAGCUGCAAGGAGGUCUUUGAGAACAUCAUCCACUCCUACAACUGGUUCCCAGCCGAGCUGGGCACUGUGUUCUCAGGCUGGCGAGAAGCAUGCAAGGCACGUGGCUCUGAGGCACUGGGGCCCCGACUGGUGUGUGCUUCUCUCUUCCUGCGGCUCCUGUGUCCUGCCAUUCUGUCACCCAGCCUCUUCGGCCUAGCACCAGAGCACCCGGCACCUGGCCCAGCCCGCACCCUCACACUGAUCGCCAAGGUCAUCCAGAACCUUGCCAACUGUGCUCCGUUUGGUGAGAAGGAAGCCUACAUGAGCUUCAUGAAUACCUUUCUGGAGGAUCAUGGACCUGCCAUGCAACAUUUCCUGGACCAAGUGGCCACGGUGGAUGCAGACACAGCACCCAGUGGUUAUCAGGGCAGCAGUGACCUGGCCCUCCAGCUGGCAGUCCUGCAUGCCCAGCUCUGUACCAUCUUUGCUGAACUUGACCAGGCCACCCGGGACAAUCUGGAACCGCUACCCACUAUUCUGCAUGCCAUUGAAGAGGGCCGACCUGUACCUGUGACUGUGCCAAUGUGUCUCCCAGCACCCCGCACCCAGGGCCAUUCCAGCAUCUCUGCAGGGGAGAAGCCUGGCUUUCUGGCCCCCCGCGACCUCCCCAAGCACACCCCUCUCAUCUCCAAGAGUCAGUCCCUGCGCAGCGUUCACGGCGCAGGUAGUUGGGCCCGGCCGCGGCUGGAGGAGGAACAGCCCCCGCGACUGCCUCGGCCGGUACAGCGCACGCAGAGUGUCCCGGCUGGCCGCCCCGCUCGCCGCCGCCCGUCUGCCGGACCGCGGCCGCGACCCAAAGGCUCCCUCCACGCGGGAUCCGCGCCCCGCGGCCGGCCCUGGACUGGAGCCUCAGCAUCGCUGCCUCGGAAGCCGUCGGUGCCCUGGCAGCGCCAGAUGGACCAACCAAGAGACAAAGACCAGGCGCUGGGCACCCACCGACCCGUGGGCAAGCUGGCGGAGCUUCAGUGCGAGGUGGCUGCCCUGCGUCAGGAUCUGAAGGCGCUGUCCGGCCUCGUGGAGUCACUCAGCACCCACAUCCGGUCCUUGAGCGAGCAGCAGGAGCAGCUUCGGACCCAGCUUCAGCUCCUGGAUUCCAGGCUCCAAAGAGGGACUGCGAAGUUGGAUCCAGGGCGCGAUCCUCCAACCAAUGAGGGCCACAGGCUGAAAAGUCUGGAGUGCCGACUGGCUGAGAUAGAGAGUACUCAGGCCCAGCUGAAGGAUACCAUCCAGAACCUGCAGCUUCUUCCCAGGACAUCGGAGUCCCAGAGCCAGCCCCUGCCCCUCAAAUCUCCCUGCAUCAACGGAGACACCACUUGAGUUGCCCACUCGGCCCAACGUGCAUUGGGAGCAGAGAGAAAGCCGUCUAAGGGGCCUGUCCACCCCCUGCCUCAAACCCACGUGGCCUACAGUAGGGAGUGGAGCUGUCGGUGCCAAACAGUUUGGCACUAUCAGCUUACCCAGUAAAAUCUUGAUUUCAGUAAAAAUCGAUGGUUUUUUUGCCCCUGAGUUUUGCCAAUCAGGAAGCAAACUCCUUCCCCUCAA